Messenger RNA from Malaya genurostris, 2619 nucleotides. Its product is annotated as serine-rich adhesin for platelets-like. The coding region runs from base 154 to 2460 and encodes 768 amino acids. The transcript has 3 exons. NCBI's taxonomy places the organism in Eukaryota, Metazoa, Arthropoda, Insecta, Diptera, Culicidae. Gene Ontology annotation, cellular component: nucleus. Gene Ontology annotation, biological process: regulation of transcription by RNA polymerase II. Gene Ontology annotation, molecular function: DNA-binding transcription factor activity, RNA polymerase II-specific; RNA polymerase II transcription regulatory region sequence-specific DNA binding. The record is from RefSeq and is a predicted model, not a curated record.
AUCAGUCGUAUCAGAAGAGAACAAACAGCUUUUGUUUUUCGGUUGCAAAUCCAAGCAAACUUGGCUCUGAAAGUUAAAUUUUCUUGAUUGACUGAAGUUAGUAGUUCUUGUGAUUUAAAUUCUGAAUUGGAAUUUCAAGGCAAUACCGUCAAAAUGGACCGUUUGGCGAAACUUCGCUGCCGCUCAUCAACGGGAUCGGGACCCCUGAACGCCAGUUCGACCUCGAUGGGGAAUGCGGCGGGCUAUGAAACAGCUAAUGACGAUAGUCUGACUUCUGGGUGUUCUAUGUAUUUUUCGAUUAACGAAGGUGACACUGACGAGCAACCGGUGUUGGAAAAGACGUUGGAUGCUAAAGAACCAUCAUCGGACAGUACGAUCGAUAAGACUCUUGAAAAUGAUUUUUCUGUUGGGGAAGUGAGUACCAUCCGCAAACCAAUAUUGGCGCAUGCUUCGCCAGCAACUGUUAAAAUUGCUAGUAAAAUGAGUGUCAAGUAUUUGGGCGUUUCUUCAACUCCAGCAAAAUCACUCAAGGAUACAGAGAAGGCUAAGAUGAAAACUCCUGCUAGCAAAAAAGUAAAUAUAAGCGGCGUGGUAAAGCUAAAUGAUACGAAUGAUAAAAAUUGCUCUUUGAUGGAGAAAAUGAGAGAGCCGAAAGUAUCAGAGUCUUCUUCGGUAGAAGACGGAAAUGAGUCUAAACUGAUUAUGGAUAGUAGCGUCGUUCCAGUUCCACAAGAGAGUAACAAGUCCUUUGGGACGAAUAUUCUGGCUAACUUUUUUGCCACAUUAGAUGUCAACAAAUGUACACCGCUUCCGGAAAUUAAAGUGAUUCAACCAGAGGAGGUUCAAAGUGACACAACCCCAAGCAAGAGUCGUGAUUCAAAUUCUCUACAGAGCUUUUUCGAAUCUUUGAAGAAAUACCCAACGGAGUCGGAAAAAGAAAAUAAGCAAACAGAUAGAAGAAAAAGCCUGCGAAAAUCAUUGAUUCCAUCCAAGUCGAUUGAUGAACGUCCCAAAACACGAAACUCUAUUUUGGUAGCCACCAGCGAAAAUCGAGUAGCUUCACCGAUUUCAAAGACUACUCGUAAAUCUAACUUGGUUAAACUGAUUCCGGAUAAGUUGAAAGAAAUGCGGAAGGCUAAUCAAUCCGAUCUUGUCACCUUUCAACGAAAAUCCACCAUCCCGCUGCCAAAAAUAGUAACGUCGGCGGCGGCAUCCAAAACGACCGUUUCUGCAAAAUCCGUAACUAUUGAACAAGAUAUCAUCGGAGAUUCAAUCAAAGUUAACGGAAACAGAAAGUCCAUUUUCCCACCGACGACAAAACCUUCACCAAGCGUUGCGUUAAAACGAAAAACAAUAGCCCCAAUGGCAGUUACGUCUAGAAGAUCUGUGCUUCCGGCUAAAAAUUCUCGGCGGUCGGUUAUUCCCCCAGCAAACACAGCUCUACAAAAAACGGUUCCCUUGAGAAUUCCAGCGAAGACAACAAUCACUAGCAGUGAUACAUCUCUGAAAUCGUCUCUGGGAAAGAGGUCAAGCACGCUAAUACCGGCCGAAGGAGGUGAGCCGAUGACGAAAUUGCGCAAAUCACUUGCUCCAGUGAAGGAAAUAAGUCCUAGAGUAUCUCCGAGAGCUACAACGGCGAAGACAUCAUCUCGUAUUCGUCCGCCAAAUGUGACCGUAGCUUCGUCGUCGACGACGGCCGUGAUGAACUUUAAAAAACCGGAAAUAUUCACAUGUGAUACGUGCCAACGAUCGUUUCGGCUGAAGUCCUCUUUGGACAGUCACCGGAAACUGACACAUCAGAGUGGUAGUUUGACAUCUACGCCCAGUGCUAGCACGAACAGCAAAAGCAACGACAGUUCAACUGAAAAUCAGUGCCGAUUCUGUUCCAAAUCAUUUGCCAACCCAAAAUUUCUCUCCAAUCAUGUCAUCUCGAACUGUCUGAAGAUUCCGCCAUUGGAAAAACGGAAGCUACUUGCUCAACGAGAGGAUCAGCAACGGGCCGCCAACAAUCGUUCUGGCGAACGUUCGAAUGUAUCCCGCAUAACAACACGGCCAAAAUUGGACUCCGCUGGGAGUAGCAACAGCAGCAACCGGUCAGUGGAUGCACCACCCUCCGACACUUCCACUUCCAGCAGCAUAGGAGAUACCAGUUCGGCAUCGCUGUCGUCGCAGGGCGUCAGCAAAAAACGUAAUAAGGCCACCGACAAACAGCGAACCGUUGGCCACACGGGAAUUACUCGUACGCCGAAAAAGGAAAUCAAAUGCCAUCAUUGUAGCAAAAAGUUUAUCAAUGCGGUUGAAUAUGCAUUGCAUGUGCAGGCUCACGCCAAAGGCGGACUGCAGCCCUUAAAGGAUUUAGUAACUCAGAAUCAGAAAACCGACGUGCCUUCGCAGCUACCGGAGGUGGCUAAGCUUGUGCAAAAGUUGACAAACAUAAAGAACAGAGUAAACUCAAAGUAACAAACUGGAGGUUGGGUCCGGCCCGAUUUGGCUUGUUAUUUAUUGUUUCGUCACCAGUGGUUCCCGCAGCUAGAACGGAUUUUUUUUAAGAUUCCUAAAUAUUUUGUAUUUCUUAUUUUUCGUAGUCAAAUUCGAAGAUAACUGUCCGAUAAAUAAAAA